Messenger RNA from Boeremia exigua, 2015 nucleotides. RefSeq names its product Alpha/Beta hydrolase protein. The record is from RefSeq and is a predicted model, not a curated record. The coding region runs from base 189 to 1994 and encodes 601 amino acids. The transcript is spliced from 5 exons. Gene Ontology annotation, molecular function: dipeptidyl-peptidase activity. Lineage: Eukaryota; Fungi; Ascomycota; Dothideomycetes; Pleosporales; Didymellaceae.
CGCAAGAACCUUUGUGACCACCCGCAAUUCCCUAACGCCGUAACGUCCGUCUGCCCGUGAGAGAGGUACGACUCAAUGGGAGAUUACCUGGAUCCCGCUUAAAUGGUACUCAUUAGGUACAAUGGCAAUCGAUCCCUACCCAAGUCAUAGAGCCUUUACUCCAACCACACCACACCGCUAAUUCAGCAAUGUCUCUCACAAUUAACGGCAUUGAUGUCAAACUUGUAGAUGCGAAUCCUCCUGGCUCGCAGCAAGCUGGUCCCUAUACCGGGUUCAACCCUUCGUCUACGAUUCUGCACAAGGGUCAUAAGAGACCUGGACGAGAUGAUGUAGCAGCAUUUCGCUCCGAUGCUGUUUGGGAGAAAGAUGUUCCUGUACCCAUGAGGGACGGCGUAACUCUUCGUGCGGAUAUCUUCAGACCAACAACUGGGCAGAAGGUUCCUGCAAUUCUUCUCUGGAGCCCCUACGGCAAAGACAACAACGGUGUACACGGAUUGCAUUUGCAACCAGGCCGAUUCGGUGUGCCUUACAAUCGAACGAGCACCUAUGAGAAGUUUGAGGGUCUUGAUCCUGCCGAAUGGGUUGCCAAGGGCUACGCUAUCGUCAACUUUGACUUGAGAGGCACUUGGGACUCGGAAGGAACCAUCCCCUGGCUGGGUAAGCAAGACGGUCAAGAUGGCUAUGACGCUGUCGAGUAUAUUGCGACGCUCCCAUGGUGCAGCGGAAAGGUUGCUACGGCUGGUAAUAGCUGGCUAGCCAUGGCCCAAUGGUUCAUCGCAGCAGAACAACCACCACAUUUAGCUGCUAUUGCACCUUGGGAGGGCGCAUCUGACUUCUACCGUGAUACUCUAGCCCGUGGCGGAAUAGGAUAUCCGUACUAUCUCCUAUGGGGCAUGCUUCAGGACACUAUGGUGGGCCGUGGAAAAGCCGAGGCUGUUGUUGACAUGCUAAAGCAAUAUCCUUUGUACAACGAGUACUGGGAUGACAAACGUGCGAAGCUGGAGCAAAUUCAUACUCCGGCAUACGUACUGGCAAGUUACUCCACGUCGCUUCACACCUCGGGAUCAAUUGCCGGGUUCAAUGACAUAAGCUCUAAGCACAAGUGGCUCCGAAUACAUCCGAGACAAGAGUGGUACGACUUGUACUCUGAAUACGCCUCCGAUGACCUUCAGAAGUUCUUUGAUCACUACCUCAAAGGUACUGAGAACGGUUGGGAGAAGACAUCCAAAGUCCGAUUCUCAGUUCUACCCUUUGAUAGCUCGCCACCUGUCACAAACAUUGAAACGACGCGAUAUCCCAUUCCCGAAGCUAAGCAGACCAGGUUCUACCUUGCAUCCCAGGGUAACCUCUCUGCUACUCCAAACAGCUUUCCAGCGGUGGAGUCCUAUCAGUCCGACAUAAUUCCACAAGGCGUAGACAAUGAUCCUGAAGAGUUGAUGUUUUCCAUUAAGUUCGACAAGCCAACCUGGCUUGUCGGCUACUCAAAGGCUGUCUUGUAUUUAUCUGCUGACUCGGCUGACGACCUUGAUGUAUUCGUCCAGUUACGUAAGCUGAACAAAGCCGGUGGUAACACCCUGCAACUCAAUGUACCCGCAGAUGCACUCAUUCCCCCGGCUAAGGAUGCCUCGGAAGUCUCAAACAGUUGCUUUCUCAAGUACUAUGGGCCCAACGGCAGCUUGAGAGCUAGCCACGCUGUGACCAAGGUCAACAGUACCAAGAACGAUUCUUGGCCUACUUACACAAACGACCGACAGCAGAAGAUUCAACCCGGCUCAGUUACUCGCCUGGAGAUACCAAUUUGGCCUGGUGGUAUGGCGUUUGACGUUGGAGAGUCUCUUGCGAUCAAAGUCUCGGGACACUACAUGUCUCCGAUGGAGGUUGAGCAGCUGAAUGGGUUGACAGUCACCGAGAACAAGGGAAAACACAACUUGCACUAUGGAGAACAGUACGAGAGCUAUAUCGAGGUACCUCUUGCUGCCCCUUUUGAUCAGUAGUCUACAUGAGGAUGUAAAUGG